CGCCGCAGGAGGAGGUUAUGUUUGUGUUUGGGGUUGUCAAGUGAAGCGGGGAUCCCUGGCGCCGCCGCCGCCGUCGCCGCCGCCGCCGCCGCGCGGGGGUCGCGGAGAUUCCGGGCUCCGGCCGCCGCCAUCAGCAGCGCAGCUCCAGGGCCGGCUGCAGCGGCCGCCGCUCCGCCCGGCGUCCUGGCAGCAGCACAUGGAUUAAUUGAUGGACAUUACGUUUAUGGAGCUACCUUUUUGUGACCUACUCUUUCUACACUUUCUAAGAAGAAAAAAGGGCCCCUGAAGCAAAGAAGAUGCCUCGAACUAAGCAGAUUCAUCCCAGAAACCUAAGAGACAAAAUUGAAGAAGCACAAAAAGAACUUAAUGGGGCAGAAGUAUCAAAAAAAGAAAUCUUGGAGGCUGGUAUUAAAGGAACUUCUGAAUCACUUAAAGGUGUGAAACGAAAAAAGAUUGUAGCUGAGAAUCACCUGAAAAAAAUACCAAAAUCUCCCCUGAGAAAUCCUCUUCAGGCAAAACAUAAACAAAAUACAGAAGAGUCACCUCUCGCUGUUCUUCAGAGUACUUCAGAGUCUCACAAAAAACAGAAUCACAGUCCUGUAAAAAAUGGAAAGCAGUUUACUAAACAAAAUGGAGAAACACUUGGGAUGAUUGGCGAGGCUGCCAAGUCCGAAGACCCUGUCUCCCCAAAGAAGCCCUUGUUUCUGCAGCAUCCAUCUGAACUGCGUAGGUGGAGCUCGGAAGGCUCUGACCCCAAGUCAAAUUUCCCCCAUGGAAAAUGUGACUCUAGUUCUUUGUCAAGUAAAACCAGGACUGACCAUAGUGAAUGUAUCUCCUCUAAUUGUAGUCCUACUUCCUCCUCAUAUGCAAACACCGCAUUCGAUGUCUUACUGAAAGCAAUGGAGCCAGAACUGAGUACCUUGUCACAAAAGAGCUCAUCUUGUGCAGUUAAGAUAGAAAAACUAAGACCAAAUAAAACUGUACAAAUCCCCUCUCAAUUACAAAACAGCUCAAUAGAUGCCCCACAUCAGACUUCGCAAGAAUUUGUUUCUGAAUCAGUGUCUUCUUGUACCUCAUACACAGUGCAUGUGUCCGCUGCUCAGAAGAAUGGGCAAGCAUCGGUUCAGUCAGUUUCUCAUUCAUAUAAUCCACAUGAACACUUUGUUUCUAAAUCUAACCAACAAAAUCAACAGCUUCCAGCUUCUGCAGGUUUCACAAAGCAACUGACAAACCUACACAGUCAAGAGAACCCCAGGCUUGAACAGGUGUAUCAUAUAGCAGUGACAUCAUCUGUAGGUCUAACUUCACCUUCCAGUAGAACUCAGGUUACUCCUCAGAACCAGCACAUGGAUUCUGCUUUGCCCAUGUCAAUAAGUCCAGCCCACUCUACACAGUCACCCCCGACACCAGUGUAUAAUUCAACUCCUGUCGCCUCUGUUGUGAAUCACAGCGUAGAGCAAAUGUGCAAUCUACUUCUGAAAGAUCAGAAGCCAAAAAAGCAAGGAAAAUAUAUUUGCGAGUAUUGCAAUAGAGCUUGUGCAAAGCCGAGUGUGCUUCUAAAGCACAUCCGCUCCCACACUGGAGAGCGGCCUUAUCCCUGUGUGACCUGUGGAUUUUCAUUUAAGACUAAAAGUAAUCUAUACAAGCACAAAAAAUCCCAUGCACAUACUAUCAAACUGGGUCUUGUCUUGCAGCCAGAUGCUGGUGGUUUGUUCUCUUCACACGAGUCCCCCAAAGCACUUAGUAUCCAUUCAGAUGCAGAAGAUAGCGGGGACAGCGAUGACGAGAGCGCUGCUGAUGAAAGACAGAACGAGCCAGGCUCUGUGGACCUGCAGCCUGGGCAGUUAAUGAAAAUGAUAGCAAAUUCUGAAGUUUUACCAAAAUCAAGUUCCAUUCCAAGCAAUCUAGAUCAUGUGGUAGGUGACGUUUUACUGCACGACAAAGCCUCAGAAUCACCAACUGUGACAGAGUUACCAAAAGUCGUGGUCCACCCUGUCAAUGUGACCCCUUUGAGAGUUGACAGCCCAAAGUUUACGGAUUGUAAGCCUGAACUUUCUAGUGCACAGAAACAGAAGGACCUUCAGGUUACUAGUGUACGGUCACAUUCAUCCUGGACGUCCUCCGUGGAGACUGAUGAAAAGUCCCGUCAGAAAGGGGACAUGAGUCAGCCAGAGGCAAAGCAAGAAUCCCACGUAGGAACAGUACAUGCCCAACUACAAAGGCAGCAGGCUACCGAUUACACUCAAGAGCAACAAGGCAAACUUCUGAGUCCUCGAAGUUUAGGAAGUACAGAUUCUGGUUACUUUUCACGGUCUGAAAGUGCUGAUCAGACAGCGAGUCCACCAGCCCCCUUCACCAGAACAUUACCUUCUAUGGAACAAGACUCAAGUAAGAAUAAUGGGCUUUCUGCACCUCGUGCUAGUCCACCAGCACUUUCUACAGGACCAACAGGUGAAAAAGCAUUGAUUUUACCAGGUCAGAUGCGCCCACCUUUGGCAACAAAAACACUUGAAGAACGGAUAUCAAAGCUUAUCUCAGACAAUGAAGCCUUGGUAGAUGAUAAGCAGUUGGAUAGUGUGAAGCCACGGAGAACCUCUCUUUCACGACGAGGAAGUAUCGAUUCCCCCAAAUCAUACAUAUUUAAGGAUUCUUUCCAGUUUGAUUUAAAACCAAUGGGACGGAGAACAAGUUCAAGUUCUGAUAUACCAAAGUCCCCUUUCACCCCUACUGAGAAAUCAAAGCAAGUGUUUCUUCUGUCUGUACCUUCCCUUGACUGUUUACCUAUUACGAGAAGUAAUUCUGUGCCUACCACAGGUUUUUCAGCAGUACCUACAAACAUAAUACCUCCCCCUCAUCCACUGAGAGGAAGUCAGUCAUUUGAUGACAAAAUUGGCGCUCUCUGUGAUGAUGUCUUUGUAUCAGGACCUAGCACUUCUGUGCCCCAGAGUGGACAUCCCCGAACCCUUGUCAGACAGGCAGCAGUAGAAGACUCUUCAGCAAGUGAAAACCAGGUGCUGGGUACUGGGCAGUCCUUGGAGGAGAGCUAUCAGGGAUGCAGUGCCACAAACGAAACUGGGACAGCAAGGAAUAAGCCCCUGGCUCCCGGCUCACAUGUAGAGAAAAAGAAGUCUCAUCAAGGGCGAGGGACAAUGUUUGAGUGUGAAACUUGUAGAAACAGGUAUAGAAAACUGGAAAAUUUUGAAAAUCAUAAGAAAUUUUACUGUUCAGAAUUACACGGACCAAAAACGAAGGUAGCUGUGAGAGAACCUGAACACAGCCCUGUGCCCAGCAGUACACAACCCCAGAUUCUGCACUACAGAGUGGCUGGUUCCACGGGGGCCUGGGAACAGACGCCCCAGAUCAGGAAAAGGAGGAAAAUGAAAAGUGUUGGAGAUGAUGAUGAAGUUCAGCAAAAUGAAAGUGGAGUUUCUCCAAAAAGCUCUGAAGGCCUUCAGUUUCACAAUACUCUGGGCUCUGCUUCCAGUUUGCCUAAGCAUACUGUUGUCUUAACAAGUGAGCAGCAGCAUCGAAAUAUUCAGUUGCAAAGCCCCCAAAUACAGCUCAUUGGCAGGGGCCCUGACCAGAUCAUGGAUCCAAAGCUGUCUACCAUCAUGGAACAACAGGUAGGUUCAGCGACCCAGGACAAGGCAGAGUUGAAGAGACAUGGAGCUGGGAUCUCAGUCAUCCAGCACACCAACUCACUGAGCAGACCCAGUUCGCUUGACAAGCCUGAGUCUCCAGCUUCUUUCCAGGAACUCAGUAGAACAGUGAAGGUUGGGUCCCUGAAAGUGAUAGGAAUUUCCCAAGAGGAAGGUCACCCUUCUCAGAACACAUCUCAUCCUCAACAGCCUGCACUAUUAGAUGUUCUUCGAGCAGAAUUUCAGGAAGGUUCAAGAAAGAUUUCCAGUGAACGGCAUGUGUUAGGACAGCCCUCAAGACUUGUUCGGCAGCUCAGCAUCCAAGUCCCAGAAAUUCUGGUCACAGAAGAGCCAGAUCGGGACCUUGGAACCCAAGGUCCUGAUCAGGAAAAAUCAGAGAAGUUCAGUUGGCCUCAGCGUAGUGAAACGUUGUCAAAGCUGCCGACAGAGAAACUGCCACCCAAAAAGAAGAGGCUCCGUCUUGCUGAGAUAGAGCAUUCCUCGACCGAGUCCAGCUUUGACUCCACUCUUUCCAGGAGUCUGAGUAAGGAGAGUAGUUUAUCUCACACCUCAAGUUUCUCAGCUUCGUUAGAUGUAGAGGACGUUUCUAAAACCGAGGCCUCCCCCCAAUUCUCUUUCCUCAAUAAAACAGAGUUCCUCAUGAUCCCAGCUGGCUCUCAUACACUGAGCAUUCCUGGGGCUCACCGGGAAAUGAGGCGAGCUGCCUCAGAACAGAUUAGUUGCAUGCCCACAUCCAUGGAGGUCUCUGAUUUCAGAAGUAAGUCAUUCGACUGCGGAAGCAUAACUCCACCUCAGGCAACGCCACUUGUUGACGUGCAGCCUUCGGCGUCCCCUUCUGGCACGGGCGUGAGCGGACACGUGCCCCUCUUAGAAAGAAGGAGGGGCCCACUGAUACGGCAGAUAUCUUUAAACAUUGCUCCAGAAAGUCACCUGUCUCCUGGGAACCCGUCAUCUUUCCAAACUAUUGCUAUUCCUGGUGUGAAUGCAUUGCCACUUCAGGGGCCUCAGCUCACUAAUACAUCCUUAGCCGAGUUUCCCACAAAUACUAUGCACACCCAGACUCAAGUUAAGGAUCUGCAAACACAGUCUUCAAAUUCCAACUCUACUGGCAUCUUUCCUGUUCAACAGCUUUUUGGUCUUAAAUUAUUAAAUCAAAUCCAUGCACCCCUUAGCCACCAAAACACACAGAUGUCUCUGCAAGUGUCUGCACAGAGUGUCAAACCAGAUGCAAAUCCCAGUGUGUGCGUAUCUUCCAAAAGUGAGGAUUGCUUUGCUCCCAAGUACCAACUGCAGUGUCAGGCUUUCACUUCAAGCCUGUCUUGCUCUUCUGAUCUUGUCCAUUCUCUGCCAAAGCAAGUUCUUUCAAAUCCAGUUGGGGCUGAUCAUCGAAUGAAUUCGUUAGCAUUAGCAACUGAAGGAGUAGAUGCCAUAGCUGCUUCGUGUCUUCCGCCGCCGCUGAAGCCCGGGCCGCUUGGUGGUCAGGUGCAGGAGGUGCCGACAUCGUUUGCGCUGCCUGUGCAUCUGCAGAGUAGCGUUCCAGGGUACUGCUUUGCCACAGUCACACCUCUGCCACAAAUCCUUGUGACCCAGGAUCUGUCUAGUCAGCCCGUUUGCCAGGCUAAUUGUAGUGUGGUGCCAAUCGGUGAAGAACAAAAUUCCCAGCCAAAAUUGCAAAAAGUUAAUCAGAAUGCUUUGCCAAACCCAGAGGAAGAACUUGUUUGUGAAAAUGUUUUUUCAGAGAUGGGCCAAAAUUCUUUUCUAUCAGAAUCCUUGCCUGAAACUCAGAAAAUGUCUAUUGGUAGACUUUCCCCCCAACAAGAAUCUUCAGCUUCUAGUAAAAGGAUGCUUUCCCCAGCAAAUAGUCUGGACAUUGCUAUGGAAAAGCACCAAAAGCGAGCUAAAGAUGAAUAUGGAGCUGUUUGUGCAACAGAUGUUAGACCAUUCGAACUGUUGAGUUCGAGAGCUAAUGAAGUUAGUAAGCAGAAGAAACCUGUGUUAGUGAGGCAGGUUUGUACUACAGAGCCCCUUGAUGGUGUGACGUUGGAACAGGGUACUUCUUCUCAACCUGAAAUUAGUAGUGAGGCUAUUAAUUUGACAGAUGUUUUACCAGCAGAUAAUUUGUCAUCAGGGCACUCUAAGUCUGUAGUUAUAGAACCUAUAAAGGAGUUGCAAGAAUUUGAAAACAUCAAGUCAUCCACAUCAUUAACUCUUACAGCUAGAAAUUCACCCAUUUCUUCAGAAGAUACCCACAUUUCUCCUUUGGAAUGUGUAGACAAUAACCAAGAAAGGAAGUCUUCAGAGGUUAAAAGUCAAGGUGACAAAUUGAACAUCCAAGAACAAAAUCAACCUACAACCACCACUCUUGCAGGGUUGGAAGCCGGAGACACGCAGCAGCUGUCUUUUCCCAGCCUGAAGACCACAACCAGCUUUACAUGGUGUUACCUGCUGAGACAGAAAACAUUGCAUCUGCCUCAGACCGACCAGAAAACUUCAGCCUAUACUGACUGGACAGUGAGCGACAAUAAUCCAAAUCCACUUGGUUUGCCUACAAAAGUUGCUCUUUCCCUCCUUAAUUCAAAACAGAAGAUUGGAAAAUCACUGUAUUGUCAAGCAAUAACCACCCGUUCCAAAUCAGAUUUAUUGGUCUAUUCAAGCAAGUGGAAAAGCAACUUAAGCAAGAGAGCAUUAGGUAAUCAAAAGUCCACAGUAGUUGAAUUCAGCAAUAAAGAUGCCUCUGAAAUUAACAGUGAGCAAGAUAAAGAAAAUUCCUUAAUCAAAAGUGAACCAAGAAGAAUUAAAAUAUUUGAUGGAGGAUAUAAAUCAAAUGAAGAGUAUGUAUAUGUCCGAGGCAGGGGAAGAGGAAAGUACAUUUGUGAAGAAUGUGGAAUACGUUGUAAGAAACCUAGUAUGUUAAAGAAACAUAUACGAACCCACACAGAUGUCCGCCCCUACCACUGCACUUACUGUAACUUCUCCUUUAAGACGAAAGGAAAUCUGACAAAACACAUGAAGUCCAAGACACAUAGCAAGAAAUGUGUGGAUUUAGGCGUCUCAGUAGGUUUAAUAGAUGAACAAGAUACAGAAGAAUCAGACGAUAGACAAAGAUUCGGUUACGAGCGAUCUGGGUAUGAUCUUGAGGAGUCUGAUGGCCCAGAUGAGGAUGAUAAUGAAAAUGAAGAUGAUGAUGAAGACAGCCAGGCAGAAUCCGUUCUUUCGGCAGCUCCCUCCGUUACGGCCAGCCCACAGCAUCUUCCAUCUAGAAGUAGCCUUCAGGACUCUGUGGGUGCUGACGAGGACAUCAGGAUCACCGAUUGCUUUUCUGGAGUCCACAUGGACCCAAUGGAUAUUCUGCCCAGAGCAUUGCCCACUAAGAUGACCGUACUUAGCACAGUGCAGUCAGACCGCAGCAGGCAGGCAGAGUCCCCCCUGAAGACCAGGCAGCAUGCGAAUGAGGAGGAUGGGACACCUAUUCCUGUAGACUCUUCUCGGUCACCUGACGCUGCACCCAGGUCUCCAUGUCAUCAAAUGUCUGUGGACUACCCGGAAUCAGACGAAAUUCUGAGAAGUUCUGUGGCCAGAAAGGCUAUUGCUUUAACACAGAACACAUCCUCUGUGAGCCUUCCUCCUGCAGCUGAGCUCAGCCUCCAGAUGGCCAUGGGGAGUCCUCCAGGGGCCUCACCUCAUCCUGACACUCAAGAACAGAAGCAGCAAAUAACUCUCCGACCAACUUCAGGCCUGCCUUCUCCCCAGACUCAUUUGUUUAGCCACCUUCCUCUGCACUCUCAGCAGCAGUCAAGGACACCUUAUAAUAUGGUUCCAGUUGGGGGAAUCCAUGUGGUACCUGCCAGCCUCACGUAUUCUACCUUUGUACCUAUUCAAGCUGGGCCAAUGCAACUUACAAUUCCUGCUGUCAAUGUAAUUCACAGAACUGUGGGCACUCCUGGGGAUCCGAUCACAGAAGUUUCUGGCACUACAAAUCCCACCGGAGUGGCUGAAUUAAGCAGUGUCGUGCCAUGUAUUCCCAUUGGCCAAAUCCGUGUGCCAGGCCUUCAGAACCUCAGCACCCCGGGCUUGCAGUCACUUCCGUCACUGAGCAUGGAAACGGUCAACAUCUUAGGCCUCGCCAAUGCCAACAUGGCCCCGCAGGGGCACCCACCAGGGCUGGCUCUCAAUGCUGUCGGACUGCAGGUUUUGACCGCAAACCCUUCAUCCCAGGGCAGCAGCACCCCUCAGGCACCCAUCCCCGGCCUCCAGAUCUUGAACAUAGCAUUGCCUACUUUAAUUCCCUCUGUUAGUCAAGUAACCAUGGAUGCACAGGGAGCCCCCGAAACACCAGCUUCCCAAAACAGGGCACGUGAGGUGCACCCCAAGCCAACAUCUAUAGCCAGUGGGAACCAGGGCAGCGGGACCGCGUCUCCUCAGGGGUCACCUCAAGUCCAGCGGGAAAAUGCAAAAAAAGUGCUCGAUCCACCUGCCCCUGCAAGAGACCGUGCAAGGCUUGAUGGCGCUAGUAAAAUGGACACAGGGAAGGCUGCCUCGAUCAGUCAGGUGAAGCCCAUGCGUGAACUCCCUCCCAUUCAGGGCAAACCAGCAGCCACGGCAGAGCCUCUGCUGAAGGCACAUCCGGAAGGUUUCCCGGCACGGUCAGGCCAGCACACUCUCGCUCCCGACAGGCCGGUGCCCAGACCCGCGGCCCUGCCCCGCAGGCAGGCCACUGCCCAGUUCAGCGACGUGAGUAGUGACGACGACGAGGACCGGCUUGUGAUAGCAACCUAGUGGCUGCUUCUUUGGGGUUUUUGUUUUUUUUAUAUAACACUUAAAGGUUUUUUUGAAAGCCCUUCUUCCCCUAAAGCACAUUUUUCUGACAUAAACUCAUGACUAAUCUUUGUGCAAUCAUGAACUUUGACCAAUAAUUGUUGUUUUGUGUCAGCUCCAGCCAUUUUUGUACAUGUUGUAUAGACAAUUGUGCCUUUUAGGAGUUUUAUGUUUAGAAACUGUACAGAUUGUUGAAUAUCUAUAUAUAUAAAAAUAUAUUAUAUAUAUGAAAACCAGGUAGUUAUUUGUGUUUAGUAAGAAAAACCUGUCAAAUAAAUCAACUGAUUAAAUUAUAUGUUGCACUGUUAAGUAUAAAUUUUUAUGGCUGUGGGGCAGAGUGUCUGUGUAAAAUUAGUAUGUAAACUCCAUAUUUAUUGUAUUCAUAUUAGUCUUUGAAAUGGGUCUGUCCUUCUUAUGUAAGACAGUAACUUUACACUUCAAACAGAUUUUCUGUGUUAUGAAAUGUUUCAGUAAAAUAUUGUUUACUGACUUUA
Messenger RNA from Eptesicus fuscus (big brown bat), 8968 nucleotides. It is a transcript of the gene HIVEP1, whose product is annotated as HIVEP zinc finger 1. The transcript has 9 exons. Bases 297 to 8435 code for a protein of 2712 amino acids. Gene Ontology annotation, molecular function: RNA polymerase II cis-regulatory region sequence-specific DNA binding; DNA-binding transcription factor activity, RNA polymerase II-specific. The record is from RefSeq and is a predicted model, not a curated record. Gene Ontology annotation, biological process: regulation of transcription by RNA polymerase II. Gene Ontology annotation, cellular component: nucleus. NCBI's taxonomy places the organism in Eukaryota, Metazoa, Chordata, Mammalia, Chiroptera, Vespertilionidae.